Molecule: messenger RNA, 1836 nt
Organism: Mirounga angustirostris (Northern elephant seal)
Lineage: Eukaryota; Metazoa; Chordata; Mammalia; Carnivora; Phocidae
Gene: R3HDM4
Product: R3H domain containing 4
Exons: 8
Coding region: 78-896 (272 amino acids)
Molecular function (GO): nucleic acid binding
Source: RefSeq, a predicted model, not a curated record
CGCCUCUGGGCGCCCGUCACUUCCUGCUCGGCCCCGAGAAGGCCCUGCCGGGCGGCGGCGACAACACAAACCGAGCCAUGGUUGCGCUGGAGAACCCGGAGGGCGGCUCGGAGGAGGCGGCGGCGGCGGUGGGAAGCGCCCCAGGCGGGCGGCGGACGCUGCCCCUUCCGGGCUGCCUGCCCGCUCUAGCUGGCUCCCAGGUGAAGAGGCUGUCAGCGUCCAAGCGGAAACAACACUUCAUCAACCAGGCUGUGCGGAACUCAGACCUCGUGCCCAAGGCCAAGGGGCGGAAGAGCCUCCAGCGCCUAGAGAACACCCAGUACCUCCUAACCCUGCUGGAGACAGACGGGGGCACAGCUGGUCUGGACGAUGGGGACCUGGCCCCCCCGGCAGCACCCGGGAUCUUCGCAGAGGCCUGCAGCAAUGAGACCUACAUGGAGGUCUGGAAUGACUUCAUGAACCGCUCUGGGGAGGAACAGGAAAGGGUUCUCCGCUACCUGGAGGAUGAGGGCAAGAGCAAGACGCGGAGGAGGGGGCCUGGUCGCGGGGAGGACCGACGGAGAGAGGACCCGGCCUACACGCCCCGUGACUGCUUCCAGCGCAUCAGCAGGCGUCUGAGAGCCGUCCUCAAGCGGAGCCGCAUCCCCAUGGAAACGCUGGAAACCUGGGAGGAGCGAUUGCUGAGGUUCUUCUCUGUGUCUCCCCAGGCCGUGUACACGGCCAUGCUGGACAACAGUUUCGAGAGGCUCCUGCUUCACGCCAUCUGCCAGUACAUGGACCUCAUCUCAGCCAGUGCUGACCUGGAGGGCAAGAGGCAGAUGAAGGUCAGCAAUCGGCACCUGGACUUCCUGCCACCAGGGCUGCUCCUGUCCGCGUACCUGGAACAGUGCAGCUGAUGACAGCCCCCCCGCCCCCCCCCCCCCCCCGCUGCCUCCCCCUUGCCCAGACCUCAGAUACCAUUUGCUACAGUAUCUUUAUUAUUUUGAGAAUUUGUCCCUGUAGAUACGCUCUUCCCCUCGGGUGGCUCUCUCUCACUCUGGCCCCUUCCCUGUCCACCUCUCCCAGAUAAACGCUGGGGGCUGGGGUCACCCGGGACUGGCCUGGCCUUGCAGCUCCCCGCUCUGGGACUUGUAUUCGGGCGAGGAGACCCGGCCUGGUCAUCUCCGUGUUCCUUCGUUCUGCUUUUCCAGCCCCGUUUGAAGCUUAAGCGAGGAGUGAGAGGCUGGGUUUUUAUCACUUUUAAUGAAUUUGGCAUGAUUUGUUGUAGAUUUUUAAAUUUCCCUUUUGGGAAGAAAAACCAAAAACUUGCCCCAACUGAUAAACCGGGGGACUUUGUUCUAGUCCCUGCUUAACCCCCCCUUCCCAGUUUUUGGCUUGGGGGGCGUCUCUGGGGCUCUGCCCCUUUUUCCAGGAGUGUUUUGUGGUGUGCACGCGCAUGCGUGCGUGUGUGUGUGUGUGUGUGUGUGUGUCCCGCAACCUAGGACAGAAGCUACAUCUUAAAGGCUGGUCUUACCAUCUUUUUGGAAUGUGUGCUGUUCUCCCCUGGUGGCUUUUGGUGGCUCUUGUGGCCCUGUCUGCUCUGCACACCUCCUCCCUUCAUACUGGGGGAUCGGGACUUCCAGCCAGAAGCCUCUGCCCUCGGACUGCCCCAUUCCCCUCUUCGUGUCCCCUUGCCCCCUCCCCCCUGCCCAGCUCUGGGCUGUUGCCUUGGGGUGUCCUCGCACUGGUCACCCUGGUGUGUCCCACAGAGCAGAGCUGGGGGACACCCCUCCCGUGUGUGUGGCUGGUUGUGCUUUGGGAAAAGUGGAGAGUUCAAUAAAUUUCUGGUGCUCUGGU